Molecule: messenger RNA, 870 nt
Organism: Lottia gigantea (owl limpet)
Lineage: Eukaryota; Metazoa; Mollusca; Gastropoda; Lottiidae
Exons: 2
Coding region: 1-870 (289 amino acids)
Biological process (GO): zinc ion transmembrane transport
Cellular component (GO): plasma membrane
Molecular function (GO): zinc ion transmembrane transporter activity
Source: RefSeq, a predicted model, not a curated record
AUGUUUAAACGAGCUAUCAGCUUAUUGAGUUGUUUUGCAGCAGGUGUAUUUUUAGCAACAUGUUUUUUAGAUUUAUUGCCUGGUGUUCGGCGUACAAUGGUCCAUGUGUUAUAUCGAUUAGAUAUCUACACUGGAUUUCCCAUGUCAGAAUUUGUCAUGGUGUUUGGAUUUUUUCUGAUAUUGAUUGUAGAACAGAUAGUAUUAACUUACAAAGAAGGUAAAUUAUCUCAAUCUCAACAAAAUGUAAACGAUGUGAACAAGCCCUUAUUAAACAAUGAAACAGAAGAAGACCUCCAAAGCCAACAUUCCUUGACUGGAAUACGAGAUGACGAUUCUCAUUCUCAUUCUGGACACAGUUAUGACAUUCCCCAUUCCUCUCUUCGUUCCGUCAUCUUAUUAAUUGCUUUAUCUAUGCAUUCUGUUUUCGAGGGACUUGCAGUUGGACUUCAGAAAACUUCUGGAGACGUUAUAGGAAUAUUCUCAGCUCUUAUUCUCCACAAAAGUAUCCUUGGAUUCAGUUUAGGAUUGAAUCUAGUCCAGAGUAAACUUUCUCAGGGUGUUGUUAUGCGAUCUGUGUUAAUAUUUUCCGUGUCUGCUCCACUCGGUGUUGGGGUUGGUAUGGGUAUCAUAAACUUGUGGGAUUCAACUAUGUCCAGUUUAGUGCAAGGACUUCUCUCUGGUAUCGCCACGGGAACAUUUCUAUAUGUGACGUUCUUUGAAGUUUUGCCCCAUGAAUUUAAUGCUCAUCAAGACCGUUUGUUAAAGAUUUUGUUUUUAAUCCUGGGUUAUGGAACAGUGACAGGUAUUUUGUUUUUAAGCGGUGAUAUCAAAAAACCUUUUUGUGCGGUGGAGAACGAUUUGAAUACAUAA